GGAGUCCAUCCUCCAGAGCAGCCAUUUUCUCCAGGUGAACUGAUCCCUGUCACCUGGAGACCACAUGUAAUCCCAGGAGAUCUCCAGCCACCACCUGGAGGCUGGCACCCAGAGGUCAGAGCAGGGCUGCGCUUGGCGCGCACCUGUCCUCUGUGACGUCCUCCCUGCCACCUGCCGGCCACGCCCUCUUGCCUGGAGGAGGCGUGGCCUGCCUGCCCGGCUCGGCCUACAGUUAGCGCUAAGCGGAUCUAGCUGCGUCCUUCUCUCUUCGCCGGGCAGUCCGACGACCGGAGGAAACGUGAUGGGCGGCAUGCAGCAGCGCUUCGAGGAGUUUCUGAACCGGCCGGGCUUCCUGGGGGAUCUCCUGGGGAACCUGGAAGCCAAAAGCGGCGUUAAGCGUUAUUACCUGGCCACAGGCUCCAUUGCUUUCCUGGGGUUCUACCUGAUGUUUGGAUACGGAGCUUCACUCCUCUGCAAUCUCAUCGGCUUUGUGUAUCCAGCUUAUGCUUCCAUCAAAGCCAUCGAGAGUUCCUCCAAGGAUGACGACACAAUGUGGCUGACCUACUGGGUGGUCUAUGGCCUCUUCAGCGUGGCCGAAUUCUUUUCCGACACUUUCUUGUGCUGGUUCCCGUUCUACUACGCUGGCAAGUGUCUCUUCCUGCUCUGGUGCAUGGCUCCCAUUACGUGGAAUGGCUCCCAGGUUCUCUACCACAGCUUCAUCCGCCCGUGGUUCCUGAAGCACCACCAGACCGUGGACAGCGUCCUGAGUGACCUCAGCGGCAGAGCCCUCAACGCGGCCUCUGUAGCUUCCAGGGAAGCAAUCCAAGAAUCCACGAAAUGAGCCUUUGAAAAUGAGGAGCUCCCCAACUGAUGACUUUUUUUAAAAAAAGAGAGAGAACAAACCACCCCAAAUAAAAGACUUGGAGUUCUA
This is a messenger RNA of Heteronotia binoei (common prickly gecko), 931 nucleotides long. It is a transcript of the gene REEP6, whose product is annotated as receptor accessory protein 6. The record is from RefSeq and is a predicted model, not a curated record. The transcript is spliced from 5 exons. NCBI's taxonomy places the organism in Eukaryota, Metazoa, Chordata, Lepidosauria, Squamata, Gekkonidae. Bases 302 to 841 code for a protein of 179 amino acids.